AUGCGGACAUUAAAACAGAAUAUGACUUCGGUAGAUCCAAUUGCGGGUGCACAGCCGUCGUCAUCGGAAUUUACUGAAGAAGAGAAUUGCUCAAUACAUUCAAACGAAGUUGCAAAAUUGGGCUCGGAAUUGACUAAUGAACGAAAAGAUGACGGCAGACAAUCGUACGAAGUGGCUUUCAGCGACGAUUUCGCGGACCCAGAAGAUAUAGCAAGUCAUAUGAGCAUGGGCCACCGGUACUACAUUUCUUCUUUGAUCACGUUCACGUCCAUGGUAAUCACGAUGAUCUCUUCUAGUUGGACGCUCCCCUCAACGCACAUCAUUGAGCACUUUCAUAUUUCGCACGAAGUCAGCACUGUGGGGAUUACGCUGUAUGUUUUUGGUCUUGGUAUAGGUCCCUUGUUUUUGUCCCCACUCAGUGAACUAUAUGGACGAAGAAUAACAUUUUUAUACGCCCUUAUGCUCAGUAUCAUAUGGCAGUGUCUGACUAUUUGGUCCGGGACCAUUGCGGGUGUCAUGUUUGGUAGGUUUCUGUCCGGCUUCUUUGGAUCAGCCUUUCUUAGCGUGGCUGGCGGUGCCAUUGCCGAUAUUUUCGAUAAAGACCAAAUUGGAAUCCCCAUGGCAAUAUAUACUACAUCUGCCUUUUUAGGACCCUCAUUAGGCCCGAUCAUUGGUGGAGCUCUGUACCAUGAAAGUUAUAAAUGGACUUUUAUCACGCUUCUAAUCACUUCGGGAUGUUGCCUCGUUUUGAUUAUCUUCACCAUCCCAGAAACGUAUAAACCAGUGCUUCUGAUACGCAAAGCUAAGAGAUUAAGAAAGGAGGAAAGCAAUGGGCGGCGUUACUAUGCCGCUUUGGAAGUUACACGUGAACAGACGUCUUUGCUUUCCGCAGUCUUUCUCUCAACCAGAAGACCCUUUGGGUUGUUACUUCGGGAUCGAAUGAUGGGUGUGCUUUGCUUUUACACUGGACUAGAGCUAGCCAUCAUCUAUCUAUACUUUGUAGCAUUCCCAUAUGUGUUCAAGAAACUUUAUAACUUCGGGCCCAUGGAGAUAGCAUGCUCAUACAUCGGCAUCAUGGUGGGCAUGCUCCUUUCUGCCCCUACAUGUUUACUAUUCCAAAAAACGUUUCAAUGGAGAGUCAAGAGAAAUAAUGGUGUCAAGACGCCCGAGAUGAGAUUCGAGCCCUUGUUCUACGGCGCAUUCUUGACCCCGAUCGGGUUGUUUAUCUUUGCAUUUACUUGCUACAAGCAUGUUCAUUGGAUUGCUCCCGUUAUAGGCAGUGCUAUUUUCGGUUCGGGCGUCUAUUUCGUCUUCACUGGUGUUUUCGCGUACACAGUUGACGCCUACAGAAAAUAUGCGGCCUCUGGCAUGGCUUGCAACACGUUUGUGAGGUGUAUAAUGGCCGGUGUAUUCCCUCUAUUCGGAUUACAAAUGUAUGAGGCAAUGGGCGUGAAUUGGGCUGGUUUCCUCCUGGCAAUGGUGACUGUAGCAAUGAUCCCGGUUCCGUUUCUGUUCACCAAAUACGGCGCCCGGUUGAGAGCUAAAUCGCCGUAUGCAUGGGAUGAUUGA
Molecule: messenger RNA, 1569 nt
Organism: Saccharomyces kudriavzevii IFO 1802
Lineage: Eukaryota; Fungi; Ascomycota; Saccharomycetes; Saccharomycetales; Saccharomycetaceae
Gene: YHK8
Product: Yhk8p
Exons: 1
Coding region: 1-1569 (522 amino acids)
Biological process (GO): transmembrane transport
Cellular component (GO): membrane
Molecular function (GO): transmembrane transporter activity
Source: RefSeq, a predicted model, not a curated record